CGUCGCCCGAGAUGUACUAACUCCCUAUUUCCACCAACUCGCUCUCAUGGGCUUUUGGCGGAACUUCAUUAAUUUCAAGGUUUUUGGCGUGAAACCCUGAACAGUUUGAACUCUCAGGAUUUCCGGAGCUCGACAGAAACACCAUCUUCCUCGGGAUCCUAUUUACUAUUUACGCAAGGUAAGGAGAAAGAAAUUAUUUAAAAUACAGUGUUGUUUUUAUCUCAUUUUCUGAACGUUUGUGCUCAUUACAAAGUCAAACUUUGUCUCGUGUAUAUUGACGGUCAAACAAUCGUCCGGAUACUCGACAGAGCAGAAGAAUGAGUAAUUUCUUAAUUCGUCUUGUGGUUAAGUCCUAGCACCUUUGAUCUCUCUAGGAAAAACACUGUGUUAGUGCUUGACCGAUGUAAGAUGUUUUGACUUUCCUAACAUCCUAAUUUAAUGUUCAAUUCCCCUGCAGGGCUUGACGUCAAGGCGAAGGUGGCCCGCACGUCUUCUGAUCUACUCGAGUAAAAGGCAUAUUUUACCGCUAGAAAAUGGUUCUAGCAUUUCAUCGCCGGAGUGGUUUUCUCGCCGUCUUUAUUCUUGCCGGAAUUUCUGCGAUUGAAUCUCAACAAUCUGGAAGUAGGUUUGUGUGACAAACCUUACGUACAUCUCUAGAUUGUGUUUCUUUUGUGCGUUUUAUGAAUGCGUUUUAUCAUCAUAGAAUUCAGACACUGAGACAGGUCAUGCCGCUUAAGAUUCUCAGUGAAAUGUUUGAUCGAUGAGUAACGCGCCAAAGCAGAAUUUUGAUGUUAAAAACGAAGUCCCCGUUUUAAGUCGAGUGAGACUCUCCUCUGAUAGUCAAAUGUGUUCGAAUCUUACCAAAGAAAAGUGUUACAAUUUUAUGCGCGAAUUUUUGGUUCGCUUUUAAACCUUAUCGGCUCUUUGUUGCGUCUCAAAUUUUGUUAUCGCACACAGGUAGUGGCAGUAAUAAUAUUUAUUGAAAAAACUUAGACAUAUGUUUCCCAGCGUGAUUUUGACAGUCAUCCAACAGUGGGAUCCUUGGAGGCAACUAUCGAAAAUGAUUUCGAUUACCCAAUUUAUUUAAAAGUUUUAAAGAAAGGCAUGGUAGAAAUUUAAGUUAUUGUGCUCUUCAUCGUCCAGAACUCUUGAUUCUUUGCUACAAUACUUCUUCGUGAACAUUCGAUCAACAAUGGGUUCGUUUGCAAAGUAGUGCGUGAAAUUUCAAUAGCUUUGUUCAAUAUUGGUUUACAAUACAAACGGAUUGUUGUUGAUUUUUUACACCAUGAUGUAGCGGAGUAACCGGAAAGUUCGAACACGGGUUAAUUUUGAGGUACUGUCAGAAUCCAAGGCUUCUUGGUGCAAGUUGCAUCUGAAAGAGCACGUACACAUUAUAUUUUCUCAACAUGACCUCUAAAAAAAAAGACACAAAUAGCAUACAAGCCGGAAUUUCGCGGGUCGUGUUACAAUUUUUGGUUCGAUUUCAGCUCAAUUUCCUAAUUUAUUGCGAUAUUAGCAAAUUUUUAUAUCAUUCCGUCGCCGUUUCGUUCUAAUCGUUUGAGUUAAUUUGCAGUUGUGGCGAAAACAAAAAAUUAAAGGACUUUGAUAUUUAACAAUUGAUUGGUCGACUGAAAAGCUUAGUCAUUCGUUUAAUAAUGCUAAAUAUUCACAGUAUUUUUUUAUUUGAACAAAAAUUAGCUCUCGUUCCAUUCUCUUUCAUUGCAAUCAAUAAAAAAAGCUUCAGAACAGAUCUUGCAGACGCCAGCAAUCGAAAUUAUUCAAGAACUUUUUCAGCUGGGUCAGUUUUGGGAGGAAAAUUUGCAUAUUUCCAUCGAGCCCACUCUAAAAUCAUGCAGGAUCAUGAUUUGCCUCUAGCUAUCGAGAAAAGCCACACAUCUAGCGGUCUCUCUGAUCUCGUGUUGUUCCAUUAAAGUGGUUGAAUCUUUAUUCACAAUAAAUGAUACAAGAGCACAGCCUGCAACAAACGUGCAAGGUAUAUAAAUGUGUUAAUAAAUAAGAAUAGAAACUGUGGUGAGCAAUAAAUAGUACUAAAAGCCCUUAUAUGAAAGCUCUCUUAAAUCGGCCAUGUCUAACGUAAGUUCCCUUUUUUGUGCGGCGAAGAGCCGAAGAUCAUGGAGGCUUUGAUAGGAAUCCUGGUGAUCUUCUCCCUCAGUGGUCAUCAUCACCUUCGUGUUUUACUUUUUAUUUCCUUUCAAAAAUUGAAGAAUAACAAUUAAACGGGCUGAUCAAAAAAUUGGUGUCGGUCUCUAUAUGGGAAGUAAGAGAAGUGAAAUGUUUAUCUCAGUUGGUCUACUUACCACAUUGAGCGAACUCAAGCAUCAGUGGAAGAUCAGCGCGCAGGUGCGUGUGCGUCCUCAUCCAUCCCCCCCAAACAAAUGUCGUCAACAGGGCUCGUGCCCGGUCACAAUUGUUCUUUCUAAAAGUAAUCUUCUCAAAGUGGGUAAUAUGUCCUGUAUGAAAUUGAAUUUGGUUAUUUUUAAAACGGUCUGGGUCGACAUUGAUACACUUUAUGUUGUUAAUUUUAUAAACAAAAAAAAAGCACAAAUUAAACGCGAAAACAUCGAUGGCUGAAGAAACUCGUGCGAAACCGGUUGACGUGUGUUCAUUUCCAGUCUCCUUGUGUGAAAUAAAAAUUUUAUCAAAAGCACGAUUUAACUUUAAUUUAUUGCUUGAUGCCUGCCACUUUUUUACUAGUUCUAUGUAGGGUAACACCGCUUGUUUCUUCCUUUUUUUGCGUCAGUAUGACGCCACGGCAAUUCCAGUUUUUGUCAGAACAUAAUUUGUCGUGUUGAUGACGCAAAGACUCGGCCACGAUCGAACCCUGGCAGUGACACAGUCCUUUAUGGUUACCGCCACAGAUUAAAUGCCAAUUAUUUUUUUUCUGAGAAUUUAUUCGCUGGUAAGCACACAAGGAAUAAGUGUUACUAAAAUUCUUUCUUUGACACAACAAAUACAAUACGCAGUACACUUUUUUCUCCAGACUUUAGAGUUGCGCAGCAACUGUCAUCUUUGAAAAUAAAACUGAGCGUUGUAGUGUAAAUAUUUUAUAGUAUGAAGCCUUUUACUCCUUUCGUCUAAAUGUUCAAGAUUACUAGCUGUGAAAAAACAACUUCCUCAAAUUGACUUUUGCAAAAACCUGUUUUUUAAAAACCGGCAGCUCGCUGGGUGAAGGAAAAUGCAUGAUUUUCCUGGCUCCUCAUCCACUAUAAUUUUUUAUUUUAAACGGGAUACGUCAUGACUUGACAUGUCACGCACGAUCAUCAAGAAUCGAAAACAAGUGACACGAACGGGCCGUUUGCGGCCUUUGCUGUUGAGUUUUAUACGAUCUGUGACCAAAAACCCUGUGGUCGUCGACUUAUGCCGCCACGCGCUCUGCUUCUUGUCAAUUACGAUGGGAAACAACACACUUAGAUGACACCUAGUUGGCGAACACGUAGCAUGACAUAGCCCCUUUAAUUAACAAUUCACGUCAAACCUGGAGGUGCCCCUGAUAUUCCAAUGAUAAGAAGUAUAUAGGGCUAAAGUCAGUCUUUUCUCUUCCUUUGCAGUUGCGCCUGAUUUAAGGAAAUCUUCUCCUCCAAGGGUCGUGAAACCAGUAGGACAAGAGGAGGUGAAACUGGUGUGCAAUGUGAAAUACGCUAAAAACUACACUUGGUAUAAGAAUCAUAAAAAGAUUCAUCAGCCGGCUGAUCGAUAUGUUGUCAAAACUCCGCGGUAUUUGCGAAUAACAGACGUUCUUAAAUCGGACAGUGGAACGUUUGUUUGUAUUGCUUCCAACAAAUAUGGAACAGUAAAUUGCACAAUAAGGCUGAUUGUUGAAGGUAAGAGCUUAGAGGAAUUGUCUGCAAACUGAAAAUUUUUGUAAUUUUCCCUUUAUUGGUGGGAGAAAGGAGUGGGGGAGAAAGAGAGAAAGAGACGUAAAGGCACUUUUGUAACCUCAUUGUGGAACUUAUGUAACCUAAAAUGGCACUUCUGUAACUUUUGUAGCACUUGCGUAACGUAUGGCACCACUGUAACUUGGCACUCAUAUAACUUUGUGCCACUAAUGUAACUUUUGUGGCACUUGUGUAACUUUGUGGCACUUUUUGGUAACGCCAUAUUAUGAAGGAAAGGAACUGCAUCGUUACCGUCUUAUCAGAAAUAUGUGAAUGUAGCAACGCUGUCAGAUAUUCCACGACACUACAUUGCAUGAUAUAUUUUGUCGUUAAAAGCAAAGGCUUCCUGAACCCAUGUAGCAAGACCGAACUAUUGUCUGCAGAUUUCAUCGCCAUAAAAGAACUCCUCGGUAUGCAUUGUGCAACCUUACGAGGCAAAAUGUUACGCGUCGUUUACCACACGAACAUACAACAAAAUGACGGCCUUUUCUACAUGGUUUUGCUUGCAAGAGCAGCAAAUCAUCGUUAUUCUCAACCAAUGAAUUGCGUUAGUGAGGCUUGGGGGUGAAUUUUAAGUACAUGAGGUCAUCAUGCAUAAGGCUUAUCGAUUACUUCACGAGUCCCAUAUCAUUAUUCCUAGACAGGGACGGUUGCUUCUUAUGAAAUGAAAUCUCUUUCGCUAUUUCAAGUCGUCGAGAUAAUAUCAAAGUUCAUUUCUAUUGAUCUCGUUUUCUCUUCUGUACAGCCGCUUCAUUGACGCUACUGGCUACACCAUCUAUUUACCCCAAAUGCAGACAGGGAAGAGAGGAAAUUUGUCCUCCUACUGCAGAUAUUUUAUUUUAAUACAAAUUCAAUAUUCGAAACAAUUAUUUGAAUUGAAAUAACGUAACGCUGCACGCGGUCGAGUGGGUAGUCAGUAACUUACAAACUCAACGCGUUACUUAGCAAACACGACAAGUUUACCAAUGUUUUAUUCUUGUGGGCUCGACAACUAAGAAUAAAACAGUCUGACUUUCUUGAAAACUCACAACCGAACAUUUCCCUUACAAUAUAAUGUGGAUGUCCAGAUGGUGCACGCCCUUAAAAAGCGGUUUAUAACGUAACGCUUCAUAGAGAGGUGGGGAGGGAGUAACUGACAAACUCAACACAUUAUUCUCUACCAUCUCGGUUUCCAAAAGUAUGAACAAACAUAACAUUAAACAACGUCUUAUGCAGUUCUUCGUUUGCCAAUCGCUUCAAAAUUGCACGCUUAGAAAUUGGCGCUCCUUCAAUCAUAUCUUGAAAUAAAUCAAUGAGUUUUUUAGCAUGGCUGUCGCUAAAUAUGCCUUUAGAUCUUUCAGUCGUAUUCGUGGACUUAUGGCUGCUUGUGUCUUCAAACAUUCUACCGACACGAAUGGCACAGUUUCUUCUUAAAUAGGUAAUGGAGUAAUGUCAUCAGCUUGCCAGGCUGUUUGGGAACUGUAACGCCAUUCCGCACGGAUCCUGUCUUAUACUCUUUUUGGACUUUCUUUGCACAAUAUCGGGUCAGACUGGAUUUUUUCUCGAACCAAAGACAUGGUGACACUUCGCAACGAUACUUCUUCUGCAAAUAAAUUUUACAGUGCUUGUAAUGACUCUUCACUCCAGGGAGCUCGUUCUGUACCUAGGGAGUCAGCUGUUACGAGUUCACUUUCAUUGGACUCAUCGACUGCCUUUCUUGUUCCCAGCUCUUCAUCGUUUUUCUCACAGUUUCUCAUAAAGCCAUUAGGCGAUAGCCGAGAGCGACUUAGAUUCUUAAGUGCUUCGCAAAUCUCCCUGGUGCGUCCAUAACUCAAUAGCGUAGGCUCUGGCACCAUUUGUUCUAUAACACAGCUUUUUAAGUUUAACGCGUGUAGUUCUUACGCAAUCCUUGACAAAAACUUGAAAGGAAUCAAGCUUUGAAAUAUUAUGUGACGUAUCGUAGAGUUCCAAUUUUUCAGCAUCACAGGGGUCUAUUCUUUAUAAGUAGCUAUUCACUUUCACAAGGAAAUCGAAGUAAAGUAUAAAAAACUCGUGAAUUAGCAGAAUUUUCAUUUUUCGACUUCGAACGUUUGCGCUAUGUCGCGCCAUAUCAGCGCGCCUGCUCAUACGGAAGGCAAUCGUCAACGGUCACCCAUGAGCAAAUAGUAGACGCUGAAGUGACCAAUAGAGGGGCGCUUUACUUAAGUUGUGUUGAUGGGUUAAUAAAACAUGAAACUUUAGGCAGUGAAGAUUACACCCUAAUCUUUGAGGUUAUUUUUAUGUAUCCUACAAGAACAAAUGUAGUUGAACUAUGCCCAGUUGAAAGGUAAUACCGUUUUUCCGUGCUGAAAUCAGAUUAAAGAGUCAUUGUGUAGUGUAAGGUUAUCUCGCAGCUUGAACCGAGCACAAGGAAAUCCAAACUAAGCGAUCCAUCUUUACCAAUAAUCCAUCGCUAAAUAAGAAACUGCAAAAUUGAGCGUAAAGUAGGAUAGCUUAUAUCCCGUUAGUUUCGCAAACGUGUGAUUCAACUUUAAACAUUUCAUUUGUAAUCACGCUCUUUGGAAUAGACGAUGCCUGUACUACAUGUCGAAACCGUGCUCUGAUAAUUGAAAUGAAAUGAGGCCUAGAUAAAGCGAUUAUCAGACUCUCCCUCAGGCGAGGGACAGGGUUAGGAAUAAUGAAAUAAAGUCACCUAAAAUGGGAGAGGUUGGCGGAUCCACGUGGUAGUGUGUAUUAGAUGGGGGAUAAAAAAGAAGGUUUCCAAAACUAUACAGGCUGGAAACCAUACUAUCGUACUACAUAGAAGUCGCUUAAAAUCACGUUUUUUUCCUACCAUUUAAAGAUUGCCCAUCUAUUCCUUUUCAAAUUAGUGAGCUUAAUUUGCUGCUAGCCAGCUUGAUAUUCCCUUUCUGUUAUAGCGCAAUAUCCCAAACGACCGAUAAAGAAGGAACACAAUUUAACGGACGGUAUAGAUGGGGACCGUGAGAGGAAUAAAAUACAUCAAUCUACUGAAUACACAAUCUUCAUGAAAGAAACAAUUUCUACAUUUUCUCAAGUUCACAGGUUCUCACGUUCAAAAGCAUUGGUGAAAAUUAAUUUUGACACCUACUUUCUGCCUAAUAAAGUGUAUAUACUCCUAUGGUUUAACUGUGGUUUGUAUUAAAUUUUAAUUGAUCAACUUGGUUGAUCCCAGCACUAGAAAAUUAAAUCCACCAACUUAAAAUGAGUGUAACAGUAAGCAUAGCGCACGGCCAUUUUUUGUACCAAAAUUUAUUUAAUUUCGACGCUUUUAAAUGGGAAUUUCCCUUUGAGAAAAAUCUAGCGAAAGUGGCACUCUUGUAACCCGCAGUACAGUCAAAGGUGUAUGUUGGUCAAAUGGUUGCCAAGGAUAACGAAAAAAGCUAAAAAUCUGAAACUUUGCAAGCAUAAAUAAAUGACAUGGAACUAUAUGUCGCGAAAGUUUUAGCUGUAAAUGUUGAAUAGCAUAGUCAUAGUGGACUUAUCAAGUUCAAAACUCCAUAUCAAGGGCUUAAAUUGAAUUGUCAAUCUUGACCACGGAUGAAAGGGCAUAUACAUUCACCUGAUUUUUUCAAACGUUCAUAAAACUGGUUUGUAAAUUGUGAGGGUGGUUGAGAGAACUUAGUGGUGUGUAUUAGCAAUCGAUCUAUCGAUUAAUUGCUGUGGAAUACGCCGAUCACCCUCUAAAAUGCAUCCUUACCCCAACAAGUGCCACAAAGGUUACAUUUCACGUUUGAAAAAAAAAAAACAGUAAAAUGCGUUAAUUCUUGUGAAAUUUUAACAUAACGCAAACAAAACAUUGAUACACCCAUCCACGCUUUAGUUACGACUUUUUCAGCAUUCUUCAGCGAAAUAUUACUUCAGAGACAAAAGGUUACAAAAGUGGUGCACUUUACAUCUAAGGGCAGAGUUAUCGGAAAAUCGUAUUAUUUGAAAAUUUAUUCCGGCCGAGUAAGUUGAAAAAUUAGGAACUAAAGGGUAUGAAAAACAAAUCAACGUCUGAAUAGGUUAUAUGCUAAAUAUUUUUUUUGACAGUGGAGGUUUUUUCUUGAUAGAGGAUAGAUAUAAUAUAUUCAAGAUGUUUUUUCUUUGCUCAGAUCCAACGGUUUCAUCUACAAAUGUCUCAGGAGGUACAGUUAAUUGAUAUGUUAUUAAACUUAAUAGCUCAUAAUUAUCUCAUAUGUAUUUUUGUAUGUGUGAUCAACCCUAUUUUUUACCUUGCUCAAGGCGUCCAGUUGGUAAAUCGGAGUGAAAUAGUCAACGGCGCGAAUGGAGGUCGUGGUAGCGGAGUGAAAAAGCGUGGGAGGCUUGGGUCGGGUCACACCGAAAAAGCGCGGGAGGCUGGGUCGGGCCACACUGGAAAGCGUGGGAGGCUUGAGUCGGGUCACACAGGCGCGCGUCAAUUUCCUUUACCACCUCCUUUGUACCCUGUUGGUGACGACUGAUCACCUCGCCGUUCUCUUGGAAAACCAUGUAAUCCCCCCAAAAUCCUUCGAAGCCCCCUUUCCCCCUUCCCCCCCUACCCCCGGUUAGGCGAGAAAUAAUAACUGGUCGCGCUACUUCGAUUUUACUUAUUUUUAUUUGUCACUUUUUACAGCUGUGAAGCCCCACUUUCUGUAUCCAGACAAAAUGGCGGAGGCAAAAUUAGAAUAUACGGAGAGAGAAAAAUUCCAACUACUAUGUGACGCCAAAGGAACACCAACUCCGACGGUCACGUGGUACAGGGGUAAAGAAAUAUAUCGUGGUCACAGAUCUGACGAAACGAUAACACCAGGGCAUUAUCACUAUAAUAUACAUUUUAGCGGGGUGGAUGUCGCAGACGGAGGAAAUUACACGUGCGUUGUGAAAAACUCAUUUGGUACUUUGACUCAUUCGUACGUCUUUGACGUGAAGGGUAAGUGACGAACGGCGACGACUUGUAAUAGAGGUUCGCGCUAACGUUCUGUCGCAACCUCUCGUAAUCUCUAAUUUACUACGUGGGAUCUGUGAAAAUAGGCUCGGUAGUGGUAACGAUAGUUUGAGGUAGACCUUUUACCGAUGUAAUGUUUGACGCAAUCAAUUAUUGAGUUACGUUUGUUUUUUUUGGAUAGGUCGAUUUAGUCAACCACUUAUAUGUGUCAAGGUGGCUUUGUUCCCCACCGUAACUACCGAGAAUCAGGACGUGUGAGCGCGAAGGCGCGUGGGCGCGUGGCGCAUGUUGUUCUGGUCCAAGGAUUGAACAAAUUACAAUCGAACCUGUAUUAAGCAGCAAAGUAUUAAACGGUCACCCUGUAUUAAGCGGUCGGUUGUCGAAGACCCGAAUUUGUUUCCCUUUGAUCACUGUAAUUUUUACGUCUUUAAGCGGUCACCUCUCUUAAGCGGUCGUGGUCACCUUAGAGUAAGUCACAACGGCCUGCUUCCAUUAUCCUCCAGCUGUGUUGAACGAUCACUAAAGCGGAACUACUCAAAUAAAACUAAGAAUAUUCUUUCAACUAAAAGUUGAUCCAUAUUUCUCUCCCGAAAUCAAUUUUUUUAAUAUCUUUGAGCGAGUUUUUGUACAUCAAGAGGUUAGUUAUGGCAUAUAACGACGUUUAUUAUAGUAGUCCUUUUCUGUGGAACCUGUAUUAAAGCGGUCAACCAGUACCAAGCGGUUACCAUUUCCCGUGGGUGACUGCUUAAUGGAGGUUUUACUGUAUAUGCCGGGAAUGGGUUUUAACGGGCCGGUCUUUUGACCAGUUUCUUGGAUUCAUGCCUACGCAUGCGCCAGUCGUAAUCUAGCCCCCCUUACCUGAUUUAACUUUAUGCUCAGGAAUGUGGCUCAAAGUAUCACUGCAAAUUCAACUUGCGGUAUCCGCGAUUGCCGUGAGAUGUUCACAUCUAAGCUGGUACCCAUUUCAGUGGUCGACAAUUCAAUUGAUAUGAUAGAAAUAGCCGAGUUUACUUCAGUGGGAUACGCUUUAACCUGUAAAACGAUUUUCCUUACCAAUGGCCAACCGCCAUAAAAAUGAAACAUUGGAUGACAAGAAAGUCUCUAUCGGAUUGUGUUUUAACGUUUAUCUGGCUUUUACUCUGUUUUGUCUUUUUUCAUAGAGUAUAUUCGAAGUCUUCCUCAGAUCUUAUCUGUUUGGGAACAGAAAAAACCUGAAUAUGCUGGAACCGAUUUGCAGAUGCGCGCCAUUGUCCUUUCCAAGAAUAUCAAUACGAAAUUCUUUUGGUAUUUCAGCAAAAGCUUUGUUCCAGAUGAAACCAAUCUAGGCACUUUAAUAAACCAAACUUUGUUUGAAAGUCGUCUGGAGACGCCGUCUCAUAAGGCUGCAUCGUGGCUAAAAUGGAAGGUAGUCCUGAAUUUGAAAAAUCUUUCUGUGGCUGAUUCGGGUUCAUAUUGGUGCCAGGCUGAAAAUAUCGUUGGAACUGUUCAACGUCAGACUUCGCUUAAAGUGACUACAAGGCCCAUUACACCAUCUCCUUCAGGUAAGAAGUGAUUGAGUAAGCAUGUUGAAACAAGAUUUUUGACCGUUCUUUGUUACGACGACUUCAAUUACUGAUAACCUGUAGAUAUUCAUUCGUAACUUGCUGUUUCGCGACCCUCAGAUCAAACCAACUACUUACUAUUUGUGGUCAGAUCCCCGAGUUUACGCUGAACUACCUAUUGAAAUUUGUCUCGCUUCGUAGCUCAAUAGGUAUGAGCGCUCAUCUGAUAUUUGAGGGUAGGUCUGUCCUGAUUGUGUUCAGCAACAUUUGAGCAACUUUUGGCGUUUGGAGAAACUUAUUGCGGUUCUAACAACCUCGAGGAAUUCUUGCCUUUCUCAACAAUUUUUGAGCAAAAUAUAAGUUUAGAGCACUUAUAAAGGACGAAAAAGUCAAUGAUUUCAUAUAAAACUUUAAUUUAUACGAAUUUCAUAAAUCGUUUGUUAACCUUUUGAACACAAAAUUUGUCACGUGACAACAUUUCGCAGGCUUAUUGAGAUCCUUAUCUAAGAUUUUAGGAGAUAAUCGGCUAAAAUGACUUUUGUUCCGUUUAACUAAAGAGUAUUCUUAAAUUUCGCCCAUGUUUGCGAGCAACCCUUUGAAGCUGAGUUUCUUGACCGAUGUUGUAAGCAAUUAUUGUCAAGGCGAAAAAUAAGGCUUUAAAUUAACAUUUAUAUAUAGAUAUCAACAAAUUUUAGGUAGCAACUUUUUGGAAUUUUGGCAAUUUUUAAGCAACUUUUAGCAUUUCAGUGAGCAACUUUCUAGUGUUUUUACGAGCAUGAUCGGGACAGGCCUACGAAGUAUUUAGUUAUGCCCUGAUUUUAAUUGUGGUCGAGUUGUGAAGAUCAUUUCGACAUUAGCAGGUCAUUUCUGUGGCCUAUUUUAAAUUUGUAUUUUAAGAAAAAGGUUUAAAUGUUUUUUGAAGUAGUGCUGGGGGAAAGGAGGGAAUUCAUUCAAGAUGGAGAGAUAAUUAUGUUUGGUUCAUUCUUGUGUAGGUUCUACUGUUAGCCUGACAUCCAUCAGUUCUGAAAUUGAAGCAGUUACGCAGACGUCAAUGGGUUGGACUGAUAGAAUAAGGUACCCGGUGGCUGUAAUCGCAGUUCCAGUGGGCGUGGUCGCUCUCUUGAUCAUAGCUUCCGGUCUCUUUUAUUGGCAGGUGAAGAAAGGCCGAGCGAGCUCGUCCGCAACGAUGAAAAGCCGACGCAACAUCGGUUCACUUCAAGCGAAGUACGUAGUCCAGUCAAAUGAGUACGUUAUAGUGCCAGACCUAAAAGGACUUGGGAAUGAUUUUGGCACCAACUGAUUGUAGAUAAAAAGCCUCAUAAAAGAGGAACUUCAAAAGUAAAGUUAAAAGAGAAAAAAGUCCGAGGGGGGCAAAAAUAACGGCAAGACAUCUAAAAUUGCCUGACUAGAAGAGCAGUUAUCACUUUGUUACAUCUAUUUGGAAAUCGCAAAAUACAGUCGCUCAAAUAUAGAUUAUUUCAGUCUCUACAAAUAUUUUAUUGAUUCAGUGAUAAGCUGGUUUGGAAAAAGUUGUAAAAGCUGUCUUUAAUUUUCAUUGCGAUUUGAUGGAUUUCUUUAAAUAAGCCUUGAAUGAUUGAUGUGUUUUAAUAAAGUUGUCUCAUUGGCAUGGAAAAAGAUGCGAUUUAGAACAUAAAGUGGUGCGAUUCGUGGAUAAAUCGCACGAUGAGAGCGAAUCAGAUUGCAAGGAUCACAACUGAUUUCAAAACGGAUGUAACAAACAUAGUAAAUUAACCAUGAGCAGAAUUUCAGUUUAGCAGAAUAAAUGAAUAAAACCGCAUACCCUCAAAGAAACACUAAAGGGUUUGUCAGGCUUUGUUCAAAUUCAAUUCUUCAGUUCAGUUUCGAUUAUUUUUUUUCUACAACCGUCGAUGGGAAAGGAUCAACGUUUUAGUUGUUAGAACCAGUUUCCUUACCGAAGGGACCGCUCUUUUCUGCAGCAUGUUUGAUCUCGUCACGCAACGAUGGACGGCUUCAAGGAGAUGUCAGUAGGAAACGGUUCUCACACCUUGAGUGUUUUUUCUUUCACUUAUUUCCUCGUGCGUUUCAAUUUCAUCCAUAAUUAAAAUGUUAUUUUUGAUUAAUUUUGGUUGAAAUAAAGUACCUUGUGG
This is a messenger RNA of Pocillopora meandrina, 12472 nucleotides long. The record is from the annotation of a GenBank genome assembly. Lineage: Eukaryota; Metazoa; Cnidaria; Anthozoa; Scleractinia; Pocilloporidae.